Molecule: messenger RNA, 429 nt
Organism: Effrenium voratum
Lineage: Eukaryota; Dinophyceae; Suessiales; Symbiodiniaceae
Source: the annotation of a GenBank genome assembly
AUGCUGGCCUUGCUGAGUUCCCAAGGCCAGGAGUGGGGCAUCCCUCCAGAGCGCGUGGUGCUCGCCGGCUUCUCCAUGGGAGGGACUGUGGCCGCAUGGACGGCACUACAGGUGCCUCGCUCCCUUGCGGGGUUGCUGCUUUUCGGCACAGAAGGUCUCAGCUUCACAGGCGGCUGGGCCUCGCCAAAAACACUGACUGGACCUGGCUCGGAAUGGGCAACUGGCGCAGAUGGGCUUCAAGUGCUACAGUGCCAUGGUCGAGAGGACAGUCUUUGCCCAAUCGGCUUUGCCACCACGUGUGCGGAUGAACUUCGCCAGCUUGGGUGCAGUGUUCGAUCUUUGGCUUUCCGUGGUGUAGGGCAUGCCUUGUCUGCAGACAUGAUAGACGAGGCCAAAACCUGGCUAAGACAAAGAUUACCAUCUAUUUAA